Messenger RNA from Asterias rubens (European starfish), 2580 nucleotides. RefSeq lists its product as uncharacterized. The record is from RefSeq and is a predicted model, not a curated record. Gene Ontology annotation, cellular component: plasma membrane. Bases 301 to 1833 code for a protein of 510 amino acids. NCBI's taxonomy places the organism in Eukaryota, Metazoa, Echinodermata, Asteroidea, Forcipulatida, Asteriidae. The transcript is spliced from 9 exons.
AGAGAAUGCAUUCAUUUGAUGUUUUUCAAGGUUCAAUCAACAUCGUUGUUAUAACAAAAUACAAAUCAUACUUUCAGUAGUUCACAGACGGUGCAAAAACAGAGACACAAAGUCAAUGCUAAAAUAUGCAUGUGAUACUUUACACACAGGUUUUAUUAUGCGCAGCUAUGGUCGGUAGUUAAGUCGACUCUUCCAUCCAGCGCGUUCAGGAUACCAGCUUUUUACUGAAGUAAUUUACGGGCAGAUUCCAAGGUGAAACAACGUUGGCUUUUUUGGUUAGGUUUGAAGGCAGAAGAUGCGAUGAGAAUGCGGAGUACAACGGUGUUUGGCGUUGCUGGAGUCUGGUGGCUUACCAUUGUUGGGUUUGUCAUUAGCGGGAUAGAUGGACAAGGAUCCCGCUAUAUUGGUUGCUUCUACGACCUUUCAUCUCCGCCCACCAGUCGUGCUCUUCCCGAUUUAACCUCGUGCCCAGACUCAAUAUUCUGCGAUAACUUCUGCACCUUAAACAUACCUUAUUGCGAGAGCGCCGGGAACAUGUCCGUCACAAACUGCGCUCGUCUCUGUUCGCGCCAAAACAAAGUUUACGCGGGACUUCAGGCGGGAAGGCAGUGUUUUUGUGGACUGGAAUCGGCAUCGUAUGAGAGACAUGGACGAGAAACGGACGAGACUAGGUGCAAGUCUAAUUGUAGCGGUGACGUCACGCAGUCCUGUGGGAAUGACUUGCGGAUGGAGGUAUAUGAAAUAGGUUGCACCCCCUUAGCUUCUCUACCUCAAAAUACGACUGUAUCUCCAUCGGAUAAGAACUUCUUUAAGAUUGGUGAAAAUAUGAUCAUAUCAUGCCGAGAUGGUUAUCUCACCAACCGAACCUCAUUGACUUGUUUACCUACGGGUGAAUGGAGCCUCCCGCCGCCAUCUUGUCUUUAUGACGUAUGCGCCUCACCCGAUCCUCCGUUAGGCACGACAGCCCGCGAGACCAGCCUUCGGGAAAGUUCGGAGUUCUACGGCGGUAACGUGGUGAUUUUUGAAUGUUUGAACGAUAUCCAUGCAACGGUGAACGUCACAUGUUUGGAGGGCGAGUGGAUGGCAGUGGGGACAUGCCCAGAGACGCCUGCAUCGACUGAUGUAAUGACGACUAUAUUUACAGAGAUAUAUACAGCGAGUAGUCCUGAUACUACACAGGGUAAAGUCACAACUACAGAGGACUCGAUGACCACAGCAUACGAAAAAGUGUCGACAACCUCCUUCACAACGACAGUAACACCUCAACAGAACGUCUCAACCUCGAGUCAUUCAGAAGAGUACACCACCUUGAUCACCCCCGACAUUGGACCCGUCCAGACAAUUCCCAACAUGCUGUGGUUGAUAAUCAUUCUUGUGGCCGCCAUGUGUCUUUUCCUCAUCGUGUUGUUCAUUGCUGUAAUGGUUGCAUACAAAGGGAAACACACCCAGAAUGAAGCGAGACGAUCAUCCAAUGAAUCUUUACAUAUUCCCAAAGUAUCCGACAUGUCACAAAUCAACUACGCUUUUAUAGAAACUGAAACACCCACUCAAAAUGGCCACCACCAAACAUCCGGGCCACCAACACCUCAGGAACAUACAUACGAAAAUGGCGCCGCCAUGCAUCAUGAUUAUGCAAAGCCCAGCACACCGCCCACCACCAAUGGGAGAAAGGUCGUUAAUGAAUAUGCAUCACCCGUGCUGCAGGACAGCAACGGUGAGAUGGCACAGGUCCCGCGGACAAAGAAACGAGUGUCGUACUCGUUUGAUAUGCCGGAACCAGACUACGAUCCAACAAGGCGGGAAUCUUAUGUUGAAAUGGUCACUAAACUAUAAAUCGUGGAUUAUCGGGAACUUACCUGAAUAUUACAUCCGUACUGUUAACCUGUAAUGUUUGGGCAUUGCAAACUUAAUGAAGAGGAUUCAUAUUAAAUAACAAUAAUUUCAACAUAUUUUAAAAUAUGUCGCCAUUUUACGUUGUUCUCGUUACAUUCCAUUUUUUUUUGUCAGGACAUCGAGCGUGUAUGCUUGCGAUUUUCUUACGAAUCACACACUUGUUGUUGAAGAAGAUAGGUCUUGAUUUACAGGGAUUUUCCUAAUUUGACCUUUCACCUUUCUACCUAAUAUCACGAGAAAAAAAAAUGCUUUAAAGCAGAGGUCAAACUUGUUCUUGUCGGUCUGACCCAGACCGGGGGUUCUUUGGAACCAGAAAUCUGAAGAGUUUGAAACUCUUGGGGGCUCGAGGUCGUAGCAGACAACAGGUAAAUCAAUUGUUCUUUGAAAUGUGAGCAUGCUGGCAAAAUUUUAGCUCCACGCUGAGACUGACGUUAAAACAGUGAAAACUUAACUAGUGAGUCUGCUGCUACCUAGCGAUCCAUGAAACUUGGAUCUUUUAUAAAGUGGUUAAGCUUAACGCUAGCCUGAACAACUGACGUCUCACUUCGAAGCUCGUUCAUCCUUGUGGAUAAAGACAGGGGCCCAGGCUAGCUUAACGCAUCCUUUUCCUCAAACUCCCAUACACAAUAGGUGCGUUCGUUUAGCUGCCCUGGGUCCACCCCGGUGUGUGGCGUUUUUUUUCUUCAA